GCCCAAACUGGACCUCUGGCACUUAGUCUAUGCGUAUGCAACUAUCCAACCGAAAUGUGCCAGUCAGUGUUUCAAAAAUGUUCCUAAUGUUCGGUCUACUUGUGACUACGGCGAUACUAACCGCCAUUGCGCUCAUAUAUAAACUAAAGUAUAAGUAUUUGAUUGAUGUGACCAGUGACAUACCAUCAGCGCCGGCAUUGCCCAUCAUAGGUCAUGCUCUGUAUUUUAUAAAUAAGCCAUCGCAUAAGAAAAUAGAAAAACUCCGCGAAUUCCUUAACACCUAUGGCAAUACAGUUAAAGUGUGGUUAGGUCCUGAAUUGAAUAUAAUGAUGGCUGAUGUGAAGGAUGUGGAAGCGAUUUUGGGUUCGAUGGCAUUUCUUGAGAAGGCAGGCGAGUAUAAAGCAUUGGAGCCGUGGCUGAGAGAAGGGCUGCUCGUAAGUCGUGGACGCAAAUGGCAUAAGCGUCGGAAGGCCAUAACGCCAGCUUUUCAUUUCAACAUCUUGGCUCAAUUUAUUGAAGUGUUCGAGCGCGAAUCGCGAGUUUUGGUAGCUAAUUUGGAACGUGAGCGACAGAUGCAAGGAAGUGAAGGAUGCAAUUUGUACGAUUGGAUAAAUUUGUGCACGCUGGAUACGAUAUGUGAAACUGCCAUGGGUGUAUCCGUGCAUGCGCAAACCAAUGCCGAUUCGGAGUAUGUGCAGGCGGUUAAAACCAUAUCUACCGUGACACACAAGCGUAUGUUCGACAUUAUCUAUCGCUUCGACUUCACUUAUCAGUUCACCAGUGUGGCACGCGAAGAGAAAUGUGCCUUAGCUGUGCUGCAUGGCUUCACCGAACGUAUUAUACUGCAGCGCCGCGAAGAGUUGUUGUGCAAACACAACGCCACCGCUGACAUGGCUGCCAGUGCCGAAAAGAGCAAAGCGAAUGACUACACUACAACCGAAGUGGAUAACGACAACGAUGUGGGCGCUAAGCGUAAGCAAGCCUUUCUCGAUAUCCUGCUACAGUCACAGAUCGAUGGUAAACCUUUGAGCAAUUUGGAUAUACGCGAAGAGGUCGACACAUUCAUGUUUGAGGGACACGACACCACCUCUUCGGCCAUCAAUUUCUUCUUCUACAAUAUCGCCAUCUAUCCGGAGUGUCAAAGCAAGUGUUUCGCGGAGAUUGUUGACAUUUUGGGUACGGAUAAAAGCAAGCCGGUUACCUAUGACAUAUUGAAUAAGCUGAACUAUGUGGAGUUGUGCAUUAAGGAGACGCUACGGAUGUUCCCUUCGGUGCCGCUGUUGGGACGUAAAGUGACGCAGGAGUGCGAAAUAAAUGACAAAGUUCUUCCCGCUGGCACUAACAUCGGCAUUGCACCAUUCCACCUGGGACGCCAGCCGCAUCUCUUUCCCGAGCCGAACAGCUUCAAGCCAGAACGAUUUGAUAUUUCGAAUGGCGCUUCGAAAAUAACCCCCUACGCUUAUAUACCUUUUUCGGCGGGUCCGCGUAAUUGCAUCGGCCAACGUUUCGCUGUUUUGGAGGUAAAGAGUGUUGUGACGAAUGUGCUGCGGCAUUUCGAAAUCGAGUUUGUCGGUGAUAGCACAACAGAGCCGAUACUUAUUGCUGAGUUGAUAUUGCGCACGAAAGAUCCGCUAAUGUUUAUGCUGAAACCGAGAGUUUAUUAGCCAGGGGUGAGAAUGAGAGAGGCGGCGUGAUAGAUACAUUUUAGGUGCAAGUAGAAAUUUUGCUGUCUUCAAGAAAGUAUUCAUUUAGUGCCAUACAUUUUUGUACCAAAUAUAUAUGA
Rhagoletis pomonella (apple maggot) is the source of this 1783-nucleotide messenger RNA. It is a transcript of the gene Cyp4d1, whose product is annotated as cytochrome P450 4d1. Gene Ontology annotation, molecular function: monooxygenase activity; heme binding; oxidoreductase activity, acting on paired donors, with incorporation or reduction of molecular oxygen. The transcript has 4 exons. Lineage: Eukaryota; Metazoa; Arthropoda; Insecta; Diptera; Tephritidae. The record is from RefSeq and is a predicted model, not a curated record. The coding region runs from base 30 to 1664 and encodes 544 amino acids.